GUGGUAAGAAGAGGACAGUGGGAGGGCCAAAGUGAAUGAGGCAAAGGCAGGCAAACAGUUUACAUCAUUAUUCCAGAAAGAUCCACAGGCCGUCUGUGUUGCUCUAUUUAAGUGCGCAGACAGAAGGGACAGCAGUUUUCUGAGUGCUGCUAAGGCCCAGACACAAAAUGGACAUCGCCAUCCAGUAUCCCUGGUUCCGUCGCUCCUUCUGGCCAUCCUUCUUUCCCAGCCGGAUCUUUGACCAGCACUUUGGGGAUCCCAUCUCUGAGGCCGACAUGAUUCCCUCGCUGUACUACCCGCGACCUUCCUUUUUCCGCUGGCCAAGCUGGGUGGACAGCAGCCUUUCUGAAAUGAAAAUGGAAAAGGACUGUUUCUCGCUAAAUCUGGAUGUUAAACAGUUUAAACCAGAGGAGCUGUCAGUGAAAAUCAGCGGAGAUUUCAUUGAAAUUCAUGCCAAACAUGAGGAUCGUCAGGAUGAUCACGGUUUCGUCUCACGAGAGUUUCUAAGAAAAUACCGUGUCCCUGCUGGAGUGGAUCCAGCCUCUGUCACUUCCUCCCUGUCUUCUGAUGGGGUUCUGUCAGUGACGGCACCGCGCAAGCACACAGGCGGCCCGGAGCGCUCCAUUCCCAUCACCCAUGAUGACAAACCCGCCGUGGCUGGGUCUCAGAAGAAGUAAAGCUGCUAGACUUCCAUGUUUCAACUUUAUGUCCCUUGUUUCCUCUGUCCCACUGAGCUCCUGCUACAUUACAAGGGAAUAACUUAUUAGCCCGGCGUUUCCCUUCAGGCCAAAGCGUAGCUUGUCUUUGCUACAGCGGCUAGAGAAGAAACAGUUAUUAGGUUGAAAACUCCAUCAGCGUCAAACAAACUCUAAACACAAUCUCUAAAUGAUGAAAAGAUACACUUUUACAAUAAAGUAUUGUCUUCUGUUGAUGCCACCAAACAAA
Molecule: messenger RNA, 945 nt
Organism: Carassius carassius (crucian carp)
Lineage: Eukaryota; Metazoa; Chordata; Actinopteri; Cypriniformes; Cyprinidae
Product: alpha-crystallin B chain-like
Exons: 3
Coding region: 168-677 (169 amino acids)
Biological process (GO): protein refolding; response to heat
Molecular function (GO): protein folding chaperone; structural constituent of eye lens
Source: RefSeq, a predicted model, not a curated record